Messenger RNA from Folsomia candida, 2049 nucleotides. RefSeq lists its product as uncharacterized. The record is from RefSeq and is a predicted model, not a curated record. The transcript is spliced from 6 exons. NCBI's taxonomy places the organism in Eukaryota, Metazoa, Arthropoda, Collembola, Entomobryomorpha, Isotomidae. The coding region runs from base 261 to 1616 and encodes 451 amino acids.
AAGACGGAAGUGUUAUAAAAAUCCACUAUUUUGUUCGAUCUUCUCCUCCAGAAAUAAUUGGGAAAAAGUUUAAAAGAAGCGAAGAUUUUUUUCACUCUCCGUGUCCAUCAUCUUUAAUUGGUGUGCAAAUUGUGAAAGAAUUGAGUAAUAUAAGAAGAUUUGACCUUAAUUUAGUUGAAACAAAGUGUGUACUUCUUCCACUGGAAACAGAAUUAAUUUGUUAUCCUCUAAUUCACAGUGCAAUCCAGUGACUUUUUACCAUGCGAUUUUCUAUAGUAAAUUUUAUUGAAACUAACGAGAUAGAGAUUAUCCCAAUAAAUUGGUUGUCACCAUCAAGAGAUAAAUGCUGGUGGCCGCCGUUUAAAUCUACCGAACGCCAAUUGAAGGCCGCUAUGGGUGGAGACAAUCCAAGUAAACAAUGGUUAUCAUUCGACGUGAAGGUUGUUGGAGGAGGUAAAAUAUUUGGUGAGUCUCCUUUUUAUUGUAGUCGUGAAAAAUAUUUACAAAAUAAAUUUAUUUUCUAUUCAGAAUCAUACCAACAAGCCAAGAGUCAGCUUGGCAAAGCCUUGGAUGAAACCGAACCGGAAUUUGAAAGUGAUUUCGAAGUGACAGGUCGUGGGCAACGUCACAAGAAAAGUCAGCGUCAGGAAGAGUCAAGCGAUUCGGAGAGAGAGGAUGGACUUACUAAAAUACCAUCAAAGCCGAAUUUUUCAAUUCCGCCCCCACCACAAUAUUUUGCUUUAGUUGGAGGUAUAUCGCAACGUUCAGACCGUCAAGAUGACCAUGAAUCAGGCAGCUCUAUUCAUCUACCGCGUCACUCACCACCAGUAAGUGAUUCCCAUUCACAGCAAGAAAAUGAGGAAAUUACUUCCAGGUCAGCAAAUUCAUUGACCUUUAACAAACUCCACUCCCCAUCACCACAUGGUCAAAUGAGAGACCUCUCCCCAAAUAACAUGCUGCGUCAACAUUGUACCGGUGAAUUGGUCAAUGUUUCGAGCAACCAUAGCGUGGAGAUCGACACGCAGGUCGAGAUAAAUCAGGAAAUCUCUGCAAAUAUAGAAUUUCAAAACUGGAUGGUUAGACAAAUGAAUGUUGUGAAAGCCCAAUUGCGACAACUACAAGAAUGUGUGGACGCCUUGCUCAAUAGCUGCAAUUUGAACGGACAGGGUGGUGGUCAAAGUUUAAAUACGUUGCCAGCUGGAUUAUUACCUGUGGAUUGCGAUUCCGACUUAAAAAAACUCGAAGAUUUUGCGACGGAAUCCAGGAACACAUUGAUUCGAGAACUGCAGAGGGGCCUAGGUGCGACAAAGACGGCACAGAAGGCUACUCAGCGGAUACUGUCGAAAUUGUUGACGGAUACGUAUGCGUCUUCAUAUAACUGGAUUGGUUCGAGAGGAGAAAAGACAGCUUUUUCGAAGUCUUUGAUGAAACACAUUAUUUUUGAAGCGAUUCAUGGAAUCCCGAAAUUGAGCGACGCUGGCGACGACGAGAUUUCAAACGCUAUUAAAGAUUGGCUAAAGAAUUCCAAUAAACGUAUUGAAUCUGACAGGAAACGCUUGGCAAAAUCCAAUGCAAAUCAUCCAUCCGUCAUUGCUGGAUUCAACUCCGACGAUUAAUUUAUACUCUAUAAAUUUUAAUUUACUUUUGGUACCUUCUAAAUUCAUCUUCAUUUAAUUGUCUAAAUUUGUAGAAUAAUAUAGAAGUUAUAAAGAAAUAAAAAUCGUGAACGUAAAUUUUCAUGUUGUAAUACGUGUUUUUUUGGGGUAAAUCUCGUGGCUAAAUACGUGUUUUUUUGGGGUAAAUCUCGUGGCUAAAUACGUGUUUUUUUGGGGUAAAUCUCGUGGCUAAAUACGUGUUUUACUGGGGUAAAUCUCGUCGAUGUGGUGUGAAACUCGUUCUUGGAACACGUGUAAAGAACGAGUUAGAUACGUUAAAAAGAGCGACACUUGCCCCCAGUUUAACACCAGCUCUCUACCAGUUUCAUACGUGUUUAACACGAAUACUGGGGUCACCAAACUCGUUCAAAACUCAUGUUAAUCUCGUGUUUGU